UGUAUUAACCACACUUUUUUUAUAAGAAUCUAUUUACUUUUAACACUUUUGAUAUCUUAUCUAUCUUUGCAGAUAUUAUAGGUGUUGUGCAUGAGAUCAACAAUAUACAAUCAAACACCCCCGGGAAGAAGACAUUUGUUGCCCUCAGUCUGAAAGAUUUGAGGUAUAUUUUCUUCAGUAAAUACACCUUCAGAUAUGAAUGUUUCGAUGUAUAAUUUUAUUAACUAAUUUUUUUUAAAUCUCAGUGGUAACAUUGUUAGCUGCACAUUAUGGGAGAACUAUGGAUCUAAGUUUUUGGAUUACUAUAAUGACCCAAAUAAUAGCGGUGCUAUUGUCGUCAUACUAACCCAUGCAAUGAUAAAGGAAUCCCAGGUAUCCAGUGCAUGGAGUGGUUCUAAGCUGCUGAUCAAUGAAGACAUCCCUGAGAUUUCCGAGUUUUUAUCAAAGUUGCCUGCGAAUGAGCAAAAUCAAAAGCCUUCCCAAUCUGCUAAAUCUAUGUCUCUUUGGUCUGGUGGAUCUCAGUUUACAACACUUGAAAAAUUUGUUCAUAAGGCAAAGUGCAUUCCUUUGAGUGAACUAACCAAAAUCAAACAAGUAUAUCUCAAAACAAGUGUUUUUCAAUAUUUGCUAAAUCUCAAAUCAAGUGAUUUUGCAGUUAUCUAUAUGGAUUUCUAUUUUUUUUUUAUUUAGGACAUGUUAUGUGUGACCGUUGGAACUACUGUUAAAUUUUAUGUAUCCAAGCAUGGUUGGUUCUACUAUGGUUGUACAAAGUGCUCUGUCAAGGCUACUGAUUUGAACAAUCCAUACAAGUGUGUCUGUGGCGAAAAUGUUAACAAACCCAUACCAAGGUUGUUUGUUAUAAUAUUAUGUAUUUAUGACAGUUUAAUGCUUUUUGGUUAUGAUCACUCAUUUUAAUCAAGUGUAUUUAUCUAACUGGUACAAAGUUGAUAUAUACGUUUAUGACGGUGAAUCAAAGUUCUGAUUUGUAUUUUGGGAUGCCGACUGUGAGCAUAUAAUAGGACAAUCUGCUGAUAGCAUGCAUAAAUCAAUGUUGGAGGUAGGUUUUUAUUAUAUUCGCUCAUUAUUAAGAAAUAUUAUAUCUAUCUAACAUGUAAUUUCAAUUUUAGAAUGGUUAAGAUGAUCCCAUGGUUUAUCCUGAUGAGCUUGACAUCUUAUUGGAAAAGAAAAUGGCUUUGAGAGCUAAGGUACAACCAACCUUUGGGCAAGCAUCUGUUUGGAAGUUGUCGUACGAUGAAGAAUUUGUCAACCAAAUUGAAAAGGAUUAUAUUGCU
Vicia villosa (hairy vetch) is the source of this 1292-nucleotide messenger RNA. RefSeq lists its product as uncharacterized. NCBI's taxonomy places the organism in Eukaryota, Viridiplantae, Streptophyta, Magnoliopsida, Fabales, Fabaceae. Bases 355 to 690 code for a protein of 111 amino acids. The transcript is spliced from 3 exons. The record is from RefSeq and is a predicted model, not a curated record.